GACCAAUGGUGACGCAGAACUCUCCUCUAGCGCGAAAUUCAGUCAUUGAGUUUCGCGGGAAAGAAAAGCUACGGUAACUAACGCAGCUUACCACCAUCACAUAAGAUCAAUAGCUUACCAACUUUGCAGGCUAACAAAUUCACAUAAAUACAUUUUAGAAUAAUCAGAUCGGCUCUCACAGAAGCACAGGGAUGCUUUUUCGUUCAAUUGUUGACAAUCGUCUCGGCAGACAACGGCAGAAUGCGUUACCUGCACAUCCCUGGACCAAAUACCCUCUGAGCUCAUUUCUGGAAGGCUAUCAGUGUGUUGGUCUUGAUGAACAUAUCUCCUAUGGCAACCUUGGUGAUUCCGUGCCCCCGUUUGGAUUAUCCUUCUCCUCUGCAAAGGACAUUCAGGAUGUUCUGGCUGUGGCAAAUGAAGAAGGCAUUGUUAGGAUUUACAACACAGAGGGACGAGGAGACGGACUUAUGAAAGAAUGGCUGGCUCAUGAGAAUGCCGUCUUUGACAUCGCCUGGGUGCCUGGAGAGUCGCAGUUGGUGACUGCUGCAGGUGACCAAAUGGCCCGGUUGUGGGAUGUGAAGUCAGGCGAGCUGUUAGGCAGCUUCAAGGGCCACGUCUGCAGCCUCAAAUCUGUUGCAUUCACUUCAGAUGACAAAGCUGUGUUUUCUACUGGUGCGAGAGAUGGAAAUAUUUUGGUGUGGGAUACCAGAUGUAGCAAAAAAGAUGGUUUCUACAAACCAGUGAAACAAAUCCAGGGUGCUCAUAAAAAAGCAGAGACAAACUCUGCAUCGAAACCAAAGAAGAGACGACUCAGCACGCGCGGCAUGGGCCCCAGUGUGGACACACUGCAGAGUGUGACCGUGGUUUUAUUUCAAGAUCAGCACACGCUCAUCUCCUCGGGAGCAGUUGAUGGAUUCAUUAAGAUGUGGGACCUGAGGAAAAACUACACUGCACACCAUCAUGAACCUUUGGCCCUGCAGACGUACCCGUACCCCGGUUCUUCUAUGCGCGUUCGUCUUGGAUAUUCUGGUCUCGUCCUGGACUCCACAAGAUCCAACGUCAUGUGCAACUGCACCGAUGACAACAUUUACAUGUUCAAUGUCAGUGGAAUCAAAACUACACCAGAGGCAGUGUUCAGUGGCCACCAAAACUCAUCUUUUUACAUCAAGUCCACAAUUUGCCCAAAUGACCAAUUCUUGGCCAGUGGUUCAAGUGAUAACCACACAUACAUCUGGAAGAUCUCUGAUCCUACGCACCCUCCCAUGACUCUUCAAGGUCACAGUCAGGAAGUGACAUCUGUUGCAUGGUGUCCAACAGACUUCACAAAGCUCGCUUCGUGCUCUGAUGACCACACUGUACGUAUCUGGCGGCUUCAUCGUGAAAUGGACGGAGCGCCGUCCUCGGUGGGAGAGGCCAAUCUCGUUGGCUGGGCACGUCCUAAGAGUCCACACAAACUUUCAAACCGCCCUGAGUCAACCCCUGCUAAAGACCAGAGGGCCAAGAGCAUUGGAGGGCUGGCCUCUCCGCGCCUCGCUGCCUGUGCUCCCAGUAUGGCCGCCUCACCUCUAUCCUCUUGCACCACGUCACCUGUCCCUUCUCAGCAAGCCAAAGCCGCUAGUUAUCAGAAAACGCCACUUUCCAUCAAAUCAUGGCUCUCCCCGAGACAAGGAUCUCUAAGCCAGAAGAGCCCUCUGCAGUGUAAAGUUCUGAGUUCGUGUUCUCAGAGUUCAGUGGGUUCCACUUCUACCACGGCACCACGAGCCAAACGCAGGCUGGAGACGGCCAACGGCUCAUCUGAUGAAUGUGAGGGCGCAAAGCCGUUCGACUGUGUCUCAGAACUCUCCCCUGUUGCCAAAAGGAGCAGGGCCCAGUCUGGCAUUUCCCGCCCAACUCAAGAGGGUCUGCUACAGACUGACAAUCAUAUUGAGGAAGGACGAGUAUCAUCAAGACAGAUUGGCAAAGAGAACUACUGCCCCGGAGUGACAGACUGGCUGUCAGUGAUGAGCCAAAAGAUGAGAGGAAGCCCGCGUAGGCCACGAAGCCCCGCUGCUGCAAAGAAACAAGGAGGCAAGGUGCCAGCUUCCCCGACUUUGAGCUCGCUGCAGAACAUGAAAAAAAUCUCCUCCUAUUUCACGAGGAGACCCACAGAAUGACCCAUCAGUAUCUCUUAGUUUCUGUUUGUAACAAUGUUAACUGUGUUGUAGGUUAUUGUAACGGGUGCCAACAAACUGCUUCGAACUGCAUAAUUGAGCACUGAUUAAUUUUCCUUAACAUAACAUUGAACUUUUUCAUAUUUAUUGGGGCAUAGUGCCUCUUCACCGUUUUUGAUGCUUGUGCAGUCACUGAUUGACAAGUUUGUAGUGGAAUUUUUCUCUGAGUAUUGGUGAUUCUUUUAUUCUAAUGUGCUAUGCUUAGCAACUGCGUUUGACAGAACUUACUCAAUUUUAUUCGAUUGUUUCUGCACAAUUUUUUAAAAUGUUUUUAUACAUUGAAAUGGUCCAUGAACGAUGAAAUUUAAAAUACUAAUUUACUCUCUUCUUUUCUGUCAUCGAUGAACAUACGAUACUCAUUCUUGAAGCACAUCAGCUGUGAUCUGCUAACCAUUUUUUCUUGUUCUUGAGGUAAUGCUCCAAUUGUUAAUAUGUACAAAAUAGCAAGUGGUUGUUGUAUCGUUUGUUUGUGAUGUACAGCUGAGUGGGCAGAUUUUUUAUUAAAAUGGAAAAAAACGUAUAACUGUAAA
Hippocampus zosterae (dwarf seahorse) is the source of this 2740-nucleotide messenger RNA. RefSeq names its product denticleless E3 ubiquitin protein ligase homolog (Drosophila) (gene dtl). Bases 192 to 2153 code for a protein of 653 amino acids. Gene Ontology annotation, biological process: mitotic G2 DNA damage checkpoint signaling; proteasome-mediated ubiquitin-dependent protein catabolic process. Gene Ontology annotation, molecular function: protein binding; protein-macromolecule adaptor activity. Gene Ontology annotation, cellular component: nucleus. The record is from RefSeq and is a predicted model, not a curated record. Lineage: Eukaryota; Metazoa; Chordata; Actinopteri; Syngnathiformes; Syngnathidae. The transcript is spliced from 15 exons.